Messenger RNA from Mytilus trossulus (common blue mussel), 4442 nucleotides. RefSeq lists its product as uncharacterized. The record is from RefSeq and is a predicted model, not a curated record. The transcript has 4 exons. The coding region runs from base 102 to 779 and encodes 225 amino acids. NCBI's taxonomy places the organism in Eukaryota, Metazoa, Mollusca, Bivalvia, Mytilida, Mytilidae.
AUCCAAUCAGAGGACGUUUAACGUAGGUUUUAUUUUUUUCCUAAAGUCUGUUAUCGGACUCUGUGAUUGGACAGAGCGGGAACUUCAAAAAGCAGUUUGAAAUGGGUGGUACACACACAAGGAUAGAACAAAAUGAAGAUGCCCUUACACCUCCACGUCAGGGACCACAUACGAGAGUCCUGGAGUUUGACCCACGAUCUCCUACAACAGAAAUAGCAAGGACACCAAUUGUAGUAGACAAGACACCAGAUGGAUUGCUAGACCCUAGAUCUCCAACACCAGGAGUUCUCAGGACACCAAUUCCUGAUUAUCAUGGGAAAUUUGAUGAUAUUCAAGAGAAUAAUCUGAUGCAUGACCAAAUGGUUGAAGACGCAUUCGCAGAUGCAAUGGCUGAAAUGGAAGAUCAAGCUAAUGACCAACAACAGCUGUUAUUGGAACAUAACACAGAAAAUAUACCUCAGUUUCAGAAAUUAACCAUUAAAGAAGAUAAAAUGUUGGCAGUGGAAUCUAAUAAACGUUUUUAUCAUGAUAAAGAUGUCACUAUUCUGCCAAAGAAGACAAGAGCACCACAACCUAAGCAGCUGUUUUCUAAUAAAAACAUCUCGUCUAUCAAUAAAGACCUUACUCGUUCACCAUUAUCUACAAGAAACAUUGACAUGAACUCACCACUGAACAUUGUACAGAAAAAACAAUCAAAGAAAGUAGAAAAAGCCAGAUCUUGUAACUUGGAGGCUAUGACCAGAUUCAAAGUAGAAGAAAAAGAGAAUCUGCACUCAUGAUAUGUUAUUAUAUUGCAAAAUCCCUAUUGUAUACAUUUUUACUGUGUGUUAUAAAACAUGUUGAACAGACAAUAUUUUCAUUCCUAAAAUCGUAUUUACAUGGCAAUACUUUUUUGUUGUUCUCUGUACAAAGGGUUUUCUUUACUUUUUUUUCUUGUAUUGAUAUUUAUUCAUUUCAGGGUUUUGUUUAAUCAUGAUAGCAGAAAUAUAAUAUUCUAUUAAAAGUGUUUGUUUAAGUAUCAUUCAACAUUUACAUGUAUAUGCCCUCACUUGGGAUAUAGUACAGGGGCAUUUAAUAAUAUAUUAUUGUAUAUGCUUAUCAGGUUAAAGUUUUGGUUAAAGGAAAUUUGUGUUUACAUCAACACCAUAACUUGUAUAUUUACAAUGUAAAGGACAAACAGCAAGUUGUCAAUAAUAUUUUGUUAAUAUAUGAUAUGGUUGAUGUUACAACAAUUUAGUUAUAUAAGUAAUUUAUUCUUCCCAAUUAGAAUACCAACAAGUCUUAGAAAAUGUACUUUUCAAUUUGAGCAAAGAAAUUUAAAAACUUGUACAUUUUGUUACAGUGAUGGAUAUGUGGGAAUAUUUGUAUUAUGAAGUAAUAAUGAUUUUUUUGGUAGACUUUUAUUAUUUUUAAAUGUCAAAUAAUAUUGUGUAUAUGAUAAACAAGAGGCACUGGGAAUAUAAUAUUUAAUAUUGUACAAGUUAAGUUCAUACAUUGUUUUACAUUGUAUCUUUUACACUGUUUACCUCCUUCUGUAGCAAGUACUUUCUUCUAAGUUCAGAAUGGUUAUCAGUAUUAGCUGAAGUCAUCCUUGUUCUUAAACUACAGAAGAGAUUAAAAUGGAUAUGGGAGGUAAAGUAAGAACCCAACACCCUCACUAAAAUUAAUUUUGCUCGUUUAAUUUUCAUAAAAUUUUCCUUGACUCUUUGACAAAAAUAUAAAAAUAUCAAAAAACUUUGAACUAAACACUUUAUCAUAAAAAAAUUAUUGGGCAUAUAGCAGUUUGACUUAAACCAAUUUUUAUCAAUAACAUGAAUGAAUAAGAAGCUAAAUUUGUCCUUGUUAGUAGAACGUCAUUAAAACUUUCAGGUGUUUUUAACAGAGUUAUCUCCCUGUAGUGUUAUAUACCAUCUUAACCAAGACAGGAAAGAAAAGACCUGCCAGCUACCAAUCUAACAUAUCAUUUAGAUCACAUCCAUAGACAAAAUAAUAUUGGUAUCUCAUUAAUUGAUCACAUUUCAUUCAUUACUCAUUCAUUGAUCAUCUGUCAUUCAUUACUCAUUCAUUGAUCAUCUGUCAUUCAUUACUCAUUCGUUAAACACAUGUCAUUCAUUACUCACUCAUAGAUUACAUGUCAUUAAUAAUUCAUAUUCAGUUCAUGUCUGUUCAUCAAUAAACUCAUUCAUUACUCAUUCAUAGAUCACAUGUCAUUUGUAACUCAUUCAUAGAUCACAUGUCAUUUGUUACUCAUUCUUUUUUCACCCAUAGAUCUGGUGUCGUCCAUUACUCAUUUAUUUUUCACCCAUAGAUCACAUGUCAUUCAGAACUCAUCAAUAGAUUAUGUCAUUCAUUAAUCAUCCUUCGAGCACAUAUCUCAUUACUCAUUCAUAGAUCAUAAGUGAUUCACUUUUCAUCAAUAAAUGCAUUCAUAUAUAUCACAUGUCAAUCUUUACUCAAUCAUAGAUCAUACUUUAAUGAUAACACAUCCUUAUAUCAUUAACUAUUCAUCAAUAAACUCAUUCAUAGAUCAUAUGUCACUGAUAAUCAUCAAUAGAUCACAUGUCACUCAUUUCUCAUUAAUAGAUCACAUGUUAUUCAUAACUCUCAUCCAGAGAUCACAUUUCAUCCAUUCCUCAUCCAUAAAUCAUACAAUUCAUUACUAAAAUGACAGAUUAAAUGUCAUUCCUUACUCAUUCAUAGAUCAUGCAUGUCAUUCAUUACUCAUUCAUAUAUCACAUUUCAUUAACUACUCAUUCAUUUCUCAUACAAAAGUCACAUGUCAUUCAUUCCUCAUUCAUUACUCAUUCAUAUAUCACAUUUCAUUCACUGCUCAUUAAUUUCUCAUUCAUUACUCAUUCAUAGCUCACAUGCUGUUCAUUACUCAUUCAUAGAUCACAUGUCAUUCGUUACUCAUUCAUAGAUCACAUGCCAUUCAUUACUCAUCCAUAUAUCACAUGCCAUUUGUUACUCAUUCAUAGAUCACAUGUCAUUCAUCACUCAUUCAUUACUCAUUCAUAGAUCACAUGCCAUUCAUUACUCAUUCAUAGAUCACAUGUCAUUCGUUACUCAUUCAUAGAUCACAUGCCAUUCAUUACUCAUUCAUAGAUCACAUGUCAUUUAUUACUCAUUCAUAGAUCACAUGCCAUUCAUUACUCAUUCAUAGAUCACAUGCCAUUCAUUACUCAUUCAUAGAUCACAUGCCAUUCAUAGAUCACAUGUCAUUCAUUACUCAUUCAUAGAUCACAUGUCAUUCAUUACUCUAACAUAGUUCACAUGUCAUUCAUUACUCAUUCAUAUUUCACAUUUCAUUCACUACUCAUUCAUUACUCAUUCAAAGGUUACAUGUCAUUCAUUACUCAUUCAUAGAUCACAUGUCAUGUAAGACUACUGUAGAUGUCUCAGACAAAUACAAAAUGUCAAUCCUGGUAUCAUUGAUGAGUUUAAUCAUUACUCAGUUAGGGAACUUAUCAUACUCAUUAGCAAGGUUCAUCAGACUUUGAAAUCAUUUUCAUGGUUCAUGGUCAGCCUUUAAAGUGUGAAUUAAGUCAGUUUUUCAUUAUCUAUAAGCAACAGAUUGACUAUGGUUUAAGCAAUUUUUGUAAGAUGUACAUUUCAGUCUUGCAGAGUUUAUCUGACCAUGACUAAAUUUUCAUAGUUAAUGGUCAACAUUAAACUUUUAGAGUUAAUCCAGGUUUUCUGAUAACAUAAAAAGUAUGUCAACUAUUUAUGAAGUAUGAAAUAUAUGUAAGGUGUACACAUCUGUAUGAUAUAUUAAUCUGACCUUUACUUCACUUUCAUGUUUUAUUGGUCAACAAGUUGUUUUACAGUUAGGUCAGUUUUUCAAAUACUUUAAGCUAUAUAUUGUAUAUGUAAUGAUUCAAAGGUAAAACAAGUUUUGCUGGUACUUAUAUAAUUUCCUGAAUGUCAUUGCAUGGUGAAUAAAUAAGUGUUGAGGGCUUUUGGUCGGGUCUGUUUCUCAUUUAAUAAAAACAAAGUUAACUAUUGGUGUAUGGAAUGAUUGUAAAGUGUACAUGUCCCUCUAACCUUGAACUCAUUGGUAGUGUUAGGUUUGUGUUGUAGCUAUAUAUUAAUAACUCACUUGUCUUCUCAAAGACGGCAACAUACAUGGUAGUCAUGAUCAGUAAAGCAUGAUAAUUAGCAUAAAUUUAAUCUGAUUUCAAAUCUUGAUUACAUAAUGUAAUUGUAUUCUAUUUCUCAUUUAUACUUGUGUAUGAUCUUAUUAUCAUUAAGACCCUAAUCCAGUGAGACUUUGUUUUCUUUGAAAAGCACAAUUCAUUGUCAUCCUGUCUUUGAAUUUGAAAAGGACUAUCAGAGGUAACCAGAAUAAAUUAUUUUUACUGUGUAAUCAAUUGUAAUGUACAUAUUGUAUAAUAAAAAUGAGCAUAGGAUAUGAUUUGUCUGUUACAUAUAUAUAUGAAACU